GUAGGCAACCCACAGUACACCAGACCAUGUGCUUUUGUAUCAACCGCACAAUUCACAGUAAACAACUGUUUCAAAUCACACUUUUUUUCUGAUAAUUCUAAUAAUCGUACGCAAUGGAAGUGAAAAUUGACGAUUUAGUGCUACCUGGUGAUAUAUUUACUCCCAACAAGCCCCCGAAGAACGUAAUCGUCCUUGGACCCGGUUUAAGGAGGUUCGAGGAAACCAACGAACUUCUGAUAACAAAGUCCGGUUUCCUCAAACAUAAACAACCCAGCAUCUACUGGAUCGACUGCAACCAAAGCAAGUACAUUCCCAAGAGAGGCGACUUCGUCGUUGGUAUUGUCUCCCGCAAAGCGGGCGAAAUCUUCAAAGUGGACAUUGGUUCAGCUGAACAAGCAUCACUCUCAGUAUAUGCCUUUGAAGGAGCCACCAAGAGACAGAAACCUGACAUUCGCAUUGGCGAUGCGGUCUUUGCAAGGGUUCUCAGCGCGCGUAAGGAGAUGGAGCCGGACCUCGUGUGUGUCGACAGACAAAUGAAAUCGCGAAGCGUCGGCAAAUUGCCGGCGGGUGGUUUAAUUGUAACAAUACCGAUGAGUUUAGCAUAUCGGUUGCUCUCCGGCGAAAACGAGCUGCUGCAGACGAUGGGCAAGAAGAACGCCUUUGAGGUGGCGAUCGGCGUCAACGGGCGAAUAUGGAUCAACGCGCGGACGCCCAGCCUGGUGCUGCGGAUCAUGAAUGCGCUUGCCAGCGUUGACGGGCAGUCAAACAAGUCUAUAAAUGAUUUAUGUAGGCGACAAAAAUGACGUAACAUGAUACUACCAUAGCUAAUAAACGAUAUCACGUUAUA
Dalotia coriaria is the source of this 847-nucleotide messenger RNA. It is a transcript of the gene Rrp40, whose product is annotated as exosome complex component Rrp40. Gene Ontology annotation, cellular component: cytoplasmic exosome (RNase complex); nuclear exosome (RNase complex). Gene Ontology annotation, biological process: TRAMP-dependent tRNA surveillance pathway; U4 snRNA 3'-end processing; CUT catabolic process. The record is from RefSeq and is a predicted model, not a curated record. NCBI's taxonomy places the organism in Eukaryota, Metazoa, Arthropoda, Insecta, Coleoptera, Staphylinidae. The transcript has a single exon. The coding region runs from base 114 to 803 and encodes 229 amino acids. Gene Ontology annotation, molecular function: RNA binding.